Musa acuminata subsp. malaccensis (wild Malaysian banana) is the source of this 1152-nucleotide messenger RNA. Its product is annotated as delta(7)-sterol-C5(6)-desaturase. Lineage: Eukaryota; Viridiplantae; Streptophyta; Magnoliopsida; Zingiberales; Musaceae. Gene Ontology annotation, biological process: sterol biosynthetic process. The record is from RefSeq and is a predicted model, not a curated record. Gene Ontology annotation, molecular function: iron ion binding; C-5 sterol desaturase activity.
CUUAUAAAUCUGGAGUGGUGGUUGCGGUGGCGGUCGGAGGUGUUGGCAUCGUUGCUGUAAAUCUCUUCCUCGCCGAGCUCUCUGGUUCAUCGCUCCCUCCUGAUUAGGGAUCCUGCACCGGUGGCGAGGAUGGGGACGACGAUCGCCGCCGAUUGCCUCCACCAAUUCGUGGAGGAGACGGACUGGUACAACGGGAUCGUGCUGGACGCGCUCGUGCCGGGCGGUUCCUGGAAGCGCCUCCCACGGCCGCUACAGUCGUGGCUGCGCAACUACAUCGGCGGCACCGCCCUUUACUUGGUCUCCGGCUUUCUCUGGUGCUUCCACAUUUACUACUUGAAGCGCAAUGUUUACAUCCCCAAAGAUUCUAUACCUUCAAACAAAGCAAUGCUUCUGCAGAUAAUUGUUGCAAUGAAGGCUAUGCCCUGGUACUGUAUGCUCCCAACACUUUCAGAAUACAUGGUUGAAAAUGGAUGGACCAGAUGCUUUUCUAGUGUAGGAGAAGUUGGUUGGCCAGCUUACAUUGUUUACCAAACAAUAUAUUUAUUGAUUGUUGAGUUUGGUAUAUACUGGAUGCACAGAGAGUUGCAUGACAUAAAGCCAUUAUACAAGUAUCUUCAUGCAACACAUCACAUCUACAAUAAGCAGAAUACACUCUCUCCUUUUGCUGGAUUGGCAUUCCAUCCAUUGGAUGGGAUAUUGCAGGCUGUGCCACAUGUGAUAGCUCUCUUUCUUGUCCCAAGCCAUUUCAGGACUCACGUACUUCUCCUGUUCUGUGAGGCUGUCUGGACGGCAAACAUCCACGACUGCAUCCAUGGUAAGAUUUGGCCAGUUAUGGGUGCAGGCUACCAUACAAUCCAUCAUACCACAUACCGGCACAACUACGGUCACUACACGGUAUGGAUGGAUCAGAUAUUUGGAACUCUUCGAGAUCCUGAGGAGGAAUUCAAAAAGGCAGAUUGAUGCAGAUCCAAUGAUUGAUUCUUCCAGGUGAGUGAGCUGCCGAAGUCCCCAUGUGUCCUGUUUCUGAAUUUUAAUUUAGCAUUGUUGAUGCCAUCUUUAAAUGGUCUUGUGUAUGAUUAAUUGAGUUGCCUCCCUAACUAAGUUGGUCCUGUUUCUGAAGUUUAAUUUAGCAUUGUUGAUGCCAUCUUUAAA